Molecule: messenger RNA, 1877 nt
Organism: Daldinia loculata
Lineage: Eukaryota; Fungi; Ascomycota; Sordariomycetes; Xylariales; Hypoxylaceae
Product: Clavaminate synthase-like protein
Exons: 4
Coding region: 90-1301 (403 amino acids)
Molecular function (GO): dioxygenase activity
Source: RefSeq, a predicted model, not a curated record
UGAUACUUUUAGAUUCCUCUUAAACUGCUCUUGUGCCUGGAUCCGGCAGCUCGACUGAUACCACUGAUUAAUUAUUGGAAAUAUCUACAAUGUCGUUCACUUCGAUCCCGAUAUUGGAUCUAGCCCUCUCUAGGGACGCGCAGACAAAGCCGCAGUUUUUGGCCGAUCUACGACAUGCCUUAAUGGAGGUCGGCUUCCUAUAUCUCAAGAACGUCGGCAUUCCGGACGAGCUCUGGCAACAAGUCAUAUCGGAAGGAAAGGCGUUCUUUGACAUACCAAAGGAAGAAAAGCUUAAGAUCGAGAUGAAGAACGCGCCGUCAUUCCUAGGCUACUCGCAGCUCUCAGCCGAGAUAACAGCCGGCAAGAUAGACCAUAGGGAACAGAUCGACCUGUCUACAGAGCACCCUAUCCCGAAGCCCGACGCGCCGCUAUACGAGAAUCUACUCGCGCCUAAUCAGUGGCCUUCGCAAGAGGUAUUGCCCAACUUCCGCGCAGUCUACACCGACUACAUAAGACGUAUGGGUACUAUCUCGAUAGAAUUCACAUCCCUGAUCGCAGAGGCCAUCGAGCUACCUUCCGAUGCGUUUAACCGGUAUUUCGAUCCGGAUCAGCAGCACAAGUUGAAGAUCGUUAAAUAUCCCGAUGUAUCCGAAUUAGGGCUGGGUGACGGUGUUGAAGGCCAAGGAGUUGGUCCACAUAAGGACAGUAUGCUUACAAGUUACCUACUGCAAGCAAGUAACCACAGGGGACUGCAGGUCCAAAAUAUGCAAGGUAAAUGGAUCGACUGCCCACCGAUCGACGGCACAUUGGUGGUGGCCAUCGGACAGGGCUUGGAGGCCCUGACGCAAGGAGUUUGCGCGUCGACAACCCAUAGGGUCCUCUCACCUGAGGCGGGCAAGGGUGCGAGAUUCUCAAUCCCGUUCUUCCAAGGGGUCCGAGCCUCUACGACAUUCGAGGAGUUGGACGAGGUCGGUGUCGGACAAGUACCAGAGGGGAUCAAGCAGCGGCGGCAGAAAGUACUAGAGGCGAAUGGAGGUAGGCUUGACGACGUCGAGUUUACCUUUAGGAAGGGCGGUGUAGCAUCGACGCUAGGCGAGGCAACACUAAGAAACAGAGUCAAGAGUCACCCAGACGUGGGGGAGAGAUGGUAUCCAGACAUCCUGAAGGACAUACGAGAGGAGCAGGCCAGAGAGGCGGCUCAGAAGCAAGAGGCGCAAGGAACGUCGAACAAUACCAACACCCCUGCGAGCGGAGGGGUUGCAGAUAUCAACGCCCAGGCGAAAGCAGUGGAAGCACACUAAUAACGUGUGCACUACCAUAUACAAAAAGCGAAUCAUCAAGACGCGAGAAAAUCUCAGUUAACUCAGUGCAAUCUCAUUAAUCAAAGUCGCGUCGUGACCUCAUAUCAACACACCCAUAUAAGACCUCUCUGCUAAACACCAAGUGCGCCAAUCGCUAUGCCCAUUGUUCACCUGUUCGAUCGUUCCGUACAAAUACGGACCAUCGUUUUGUCUAUUUGGCUGGAGGAGCGUCGUGGCCGGGGAAGCAAUCGGCGAUGGACUUAUUGUGCUUAUUGACAGCGUGCUCAGUGAGCUGAGGCGCACGGGUGGUCUUCAGGAAGGUCGAUUUGCAGAUCUGGCACUGGAUAUCCAUAGCCUUGACAUUCGACUUCAACUGCGACUUGGCGACCUUGCUGUCCUUCGCAUUGCGCUCGCGCUUCUGCGCAGCCUUGGCUCCCUAAUUGCGAGAAUUAGUACGUUGUUGUCCUCUAUUGUCGGAGUUGGCCGGCUUUCAGGCUGUCCCUCCUCCCGUCUCCGAAUAGGAGCGUUGUUGGGACGCGGAUAGGAGAACUUACGUUACCCAUUAUGUUAAUAGAA